Fimicolochytrium jonesii is the source of this 6099-nucleotide messenger RNA. RefSeq lists its product as uncharacterized. Gene Ontology annotation, cellular component: Scc2-Scc4 cohesin loading complex. Gene Ontology annotation, biological process: establishment of mitotic sister chromatid cohesion; regulation of gene expression; establishment of protein localization to chromatin. The coding region runs from base 1 to 6099 and encodes 2032 amino acids. Gene Ontology annotation, molecular function: chromatin binding. The transcript is spliced from 14 exons. The record is from RefSeq and is a predicted model, not a curated record. NCBI's taxonomy places the organism in Eukaryota, Fungi, Chytridiomycota, Chytridiomycetes, Spizellomycetales, Powellomycetaceae.
AUGUUCGCCAUUCCUGUGCCCAGCGAUGAAGCCAUGAUCAACCCGCCGACGACUAUAUUGAGCGCGUUGCGAAGACAACCGCUUUCGACUCUGACGCCCCUUAUGGAUGCGGUAGAUCUGUUCCCUUCUUUCAUGUCAUCAGAUGCGAUGUUCCCUACGUUGCUGGACACCGUGGAUCCGCGGAUUAUUCAACCUUGCAUGCAGGAUAUGGAUGGAACGUUGAGCGGCGUCAAUGGUCUGGUGGAUCCGUAUCUUCUAGCCAAUGUGACGCAAUCGCUUGCGAACGCCGACACGUCUUACCUGCAAACAUGGCCUCGAACGAUACGCUCUCAAGAAGAAGGCAACCAGCAUCAGGUGGAACACCCUAGGAAUAUCGGCAGUUCUUCGAUCGACGUCGUUGCGCCGGGGCCUGCGCUCCAAUCUCUUAUGAUGGAUUCCCCAGGAGGACCUUCGAUUCCGCAUCCGUCCGUGCAUAACGUACAGUCUCCACAAUUCCCAACCGACUCUUUCGCAAACGCCUCGUCACAGUAUCCAACCCCUAAUGCUAUACCCACCCUGGUGAAGCAUAGAUCGCAAUCACAGGGCUAUAUCGAUCCCGGAAACUCGUCGCCACAUCUGCCUCCGCCGACGCCUGUUGACAAGUUGCGUCCGCAAGUGACGUUUGCUACACGAGUUCAAGGCUCUCCGGAUCCAUUGAUGUCGAAUGUCGUUUCAAAGAAAGAGCACCCGCCGAAAGUGCAUACAGGGGCACAGUUUCCCCUGAGUGGCCCGAAAACCCCUGAACCCUCGGCGCCAGCGAAAGCCAGAUCAUUCCUGGGUGUGGAAAUCGUGAGCUCGGGAAGAAAGGUCCCUGCGUCGCUGAUCAUGGCUCAGAACAAUGGAUUACCUGAGAUCGUGUCUCCCGCUUUGUCACAGAACCCGUCUACGGCCUCGAAUGCAGAGACGCCGUCAGCGAUGAUCAAGGCAAGGCAACGAAGCACCACGAACGAUCCCGCAGCCAUUGUCAAAAGGAUGGAAAAACUCAUCGAUUCAAUCCUGGCGGAGGAGCAGAACCGAGCUGAUCAGACUGCACAAUCUGCGGAGCCCGAUGUUGAUGCAGCUGGGAAACAUCUGGAUGACGAUGGCACGUUAUCGAGCUCAGCUCUGACUUCCCUGCAGCAGUCUUUUCGAAAGGUGGAAAAGGCCGGAUGUGUGGCGCUCUUGACGGAAAAGGUCGAACCGCUGUCCCUCAAGCGCUUGAUGAAGCUGCUCGAAAGCAGGAUCAAAGAUUUGGAGUUUGUCGAUGCCGGGGUGCGGACCAAAGAGAGCACUCGAACGCCGAAGAAGAAACGAAAGUCCAUGGGGCCGGCAGACAGACAUGCGGCAGAAAACCCAGAAGAUUCGGAAGUCCCGCAGGUGGAUCAGGACAAUGACGACGAGUCCUUGUUUGUCUCCAACUUGACAAGCUUUCUGCAUCGCGUCAAUUGCAGUCUUGAUGCUUGCAGGGUGGCGUUCAUGUUCUAUGGCCUCCUGGUGGAGCAUGGAGUGCCAAUGCAUCAGCUUGCGGAGUUAGGAUACAGCGAGGAUAUGAUACUGUCCGGUGUCAAUCUGCUGAAGACUCAACUGGUGGAGACCAUCUACGCCAUCACAGAAGCUUCAGCGGAUGUUGGUGACAAUGCCAGCUCUCAGGCCAAAGCUCUUCAAGCAGCGUUCGACCACAGCAGGCUUAAGAGCGUCCUGUCUCCCUUGAUCGUGAAGAUCUAUGAUAUCAUGGGCAGCAUCUGCGUACUUUUGACAAACAAUGCGCUGGGGGAUGACAUCGUGAUACCGCUUGCCUUUGUUGCACUCUCCCCAUUCUUUGUCCCUGGGAUCCAGGCCGCGGGCUCGUCGUCAUCGGCUAGUCUCGGCUUGGACAAGAUCGAGAUGCGAGGAAUCGACAUCUGCCGCACCAUUUUCAGCAAUCAUGCGAAUCAUCGAACUUUCAUACUGGAUGAGCUGUGUGCCAAUCUGAUCAAGCUCAUUCCAUCGAACAACACGGCUACAAGUAGCAAACGCAUGCCGAGGCAGUAUCGUUUGGCGGACGGGAAAAACUCGAUACAGAUGGUCACGGCGCUGAUUCUGCAGUUGAUGCAGAGCUGUUGCUCUGGGGCGGCUUUGAUUUCUACAGCAAAAGAUGCGUGGAGCAAACUGAGAACGGAUGAACAAGAGGAGCGCGUUCCGGUUGCCACUGCACUUGUCGAAGGAUCGAGUAAUAAAAAGAAGCUGAAACGGGCUUCGGACUCCGCCGCAGAUGGCCAGGUCGAGGCAGAAACCCCGUCGAAGGAGUUCCCGGAGAUAUCCAGAGUCGUCCUCGCAUGCAAGCAACAUGUUGAUGCAAUGUCGCAGUGUGCGCAUUACGUGUUCAAGUUUCUAGUAUCCAGGAGCACACUGAAUACCUCGGAUGCUUAUCAAGGCAAAGACAAUUUGGUCAAGAACAAGCGCGGAGCGAUCUCCAAUGAGGCCGAGUACAAAGUCGUUUUGGAGCAUAUUUUCAAAGACUUGCUGGUUGUGCUGAAAACACCUGAAUGGCCUGGAGCCGAUGUUGCUCUCACGGUCUUGGGUAGAGUACUGGUCCAAGCGCUUGAUGAUACCAAAAAGCAAGGUGACACCGCCAUCAGGGUUCUGGCGAUCGAGAUGCUUGGCGAAAUUUGCGCGAAGCUACGAACAACGCGGGAAGUGUCGCCUGUCGUUACCUCCGCGUUACUGGGCAUUAAGGACUUCGUCGGUGCGGAGUGGGGCAAAGAGUCCGCUCCAGAAAGUAUCACCGCCGUCAGCUAUAUCCAAAAUUGGAUCGCAGAUUGGCUGGAGAUCGCAAGUUCGGAUGAUCCGGCGUUGAAGCAUGCGCAAUUGACAUUUUUAUGCACUUGGGCGGCUACCGUCGGAGUGGAUAGCUUUGCAAAAUGGCCAAAAGCCGUGAAAGACACUGUACGGAAAGUGAUCUUGCACUAUUCGGGAACCAUUUUGCAAACUCAAGUGCCGAAAGAAGAUGCUCUCGAUAUCACACCGAUGCCAAUUGCACUGAAAGACCUUUCUACUCCGACAUUGGAUACCCGACCGCUCAUCGAGUCGUGCGUCGAGCUUCUGUCCGCACGUCAACCGCUGGCUCAAUCGUUCGAUGCCUACCUUCUCCGCAUCGGUUCUGCGCUGGAUUCUGAUGUGGUGGCCCUCCGUGCGAAAGCAUUGAAAGCUAUGCAGGAGGUGUUUAUGGCCGAUCCGUCAGUCCUCCGCGUUGGCAGCGUCAGGAAAGUUAUCGAAGCAAGACUAGUCGACCAGAGCCCCAGCGUGAGAGAUGCCGCAAUUGAGCUCGUUGGCAAGUUCUUGGUGAAUGACCGUGGAGAUGCUAUCGUCGCGGAGUAUUAUCCACCGAUUGCUGCUCGAAUCAUGGAUGUUGGCAUCACUGUUCGGAAACGUACCAUCCGUCUGCUCAAAGACAUCUUUGUUCGAUUGCACAAAGUGGAGAACGAAACUCUUCGCCCCAUCAAGCCUGACAUCCUUGUGCGUCUACUCUCGAGAUUGAGCGAUGAGGAAGACACCGUAAAGGAUCUCGCUAUUAAAUCCGUGCAUGAAAUUCUACUUAGCCCGUUUGCCUUUGCACGGGAGAGCGGUCAGCUUGCUUCGCAGGCACACGGUGACUCGCAUCCUUACCAAGCGUGGGCUACUCUUGCACCAUCGGCGCGAACUGAGAUCCGCGAGCGAGCACUGCUAUUGGUCGCCUCAUUGAAGGGCUCGUCGACAGAAACCUCCGACGCCUUCAAAAAACUUCUUGACAGGAGCCUGAUCAUUCCAUCGAAGGCUGCAAGGGAGGAUGUCUUCAACGUCUGCAAGAGUUUGGUGGAAUGCUUUAUGGAGGAGAUUCUGUGUUUGGAGGAGAAAGAGAGCAAGGAGCCUAUUAUGGAGAUUUUGUUUGUCCUUCUUCAAUUUAGUGAGGUAUACCCGGCCUUGCUUGCGUCGCACGUGAAAACGUUGCAAACCUACCUGGGCAGCUCUGCGGUGUCAGAAGCAGCGCAGACCGCGGAGGCUCUGGUGGAACAGCGAAUGAAGCAAGCAGUCAUCAAGAUUCUAGAAAACAUCAUUCCGUUCCUGGAAGACCCGGAUCUGCAGAAUCUGACGGCCAUCGAAACGGAUUUGGUGCAAGCUCUGAACCGCGGAAGUACUCCGCUAGUGCUGGUCGCGGCCCCAUGCUUAUGCUCGAUCGUGGAACACGUCACUCAUCACACGGAGAAGUUGACGAUGCUCCUUCGAAGAUGUGUGGAGUUUGCACAGCGCACGCGGAGCACAGUUCAAGCGAAUCAGGCGGUACCCGAGUCUGGAUGGCGUGGGACUUGGAGGUCCUUGCUCCUGACUGGGCAGUUUGUCCGAUACUUUCCAUUUGAUGCGAAACGCGCGUCAUUGACUGGAACAGCUGCUGAGGACUUGGACAAGCUGACUCCCGGGUCCAUCUCGACACAUGUCUGCGAUUUGCUACUCUUUUUCGUCAGCCCGGCCGUCAAUAAUAGCACCAAGUACGCUGCUCUUGGAACACUUGGCGAUAUCUUUAUCACCUUUCCGCGGCUCAUGUUGAAACCGGAGUGCCGACAAGUGAUGAACUCUGUGUUCGUUGGGCAAGCCCUAGCUUUGAAGAUGCGCCUUCUUACGACAUUCCGAGAUUACCUGCAACAUGAACAGAAGCGGGAUUUAGAAAAGAAAAGGAACGCGGAACUUGUCGGUCAAGACGGUGUAGACAUCAAGGUUCUCAUCGGCAACGCAGACGAGAUGGGAGACGCAGGAAUCAGCUCUUCUAUCAUGCAAAUGUACCUGGAUAGAAUUCUGGACUGCAUGAUGUGCAACAAUGACGGCCUCACGCGCACAGCUUUUGAUUUGAUUGAGAUAAUCUUGGAGCAGGGACUGGUGCAUCCCUUACUGUGCAUGCCUGCCAUCGUAGCGAUGGAAGCUUCGCCCUCCACAGACAUCCGCGGUCGUGCUAGUCGAUCGCACCAUCGUUUGUACGAGAAGCACACGAGUUUCAUCAACUCGAAGAACAUGGAUUGCGUGAAGCAUAUGUACAAGUAUCUGGCCAUGAUCAACCCUCCAAACGGUCGGGAGUCUUCCGUUCAAGGAUAUCUGGUAGUCAAGAGCAGCUUGGAGCCAUCCUCAUUACCGGAACCGUACCUGGGGCGGAUGUACGCCCUCGUCCAGGCGAAGCGACCACGGAGGAACGAGUUCCUUGGGAAUAUGGUCAAGCAGAUGGAUGUCGACUUGAGUGGGAAGAUUACCAUGGCCCAUAUUGGAUUAUGCCGCUUCAUUGCCGAAAACCUGACCCUCUUCCCUUACAAAACGCAAGAGGAAGUCUUGACGGUCAUAUACCACGCAUAUCGCGUCUUAUCCGUCACUGGGGAGACGAUCCUUAGGGAAAUCGAAAAGAGCGAGAACGGAGAACCGUCUGUUGAGGUCUCCCUUUCAACCCUCGCCCAUGCGUCUGUUUGCAUGGGGAUAUUGCUGGUUUUGAAAACACACCUUCAGGCUCUGUAUACCAUUUCGGCGAGUCGGCUAUCGGUUUUCAAACCGAAUGAGGGAUCGCGAGCGAGUGAGAAACCGGCGGUUCGCAACCCGCAGGUCUCGUUUGACUUUACCUGGUGCCGAAUGCCGUUUGCGUUGGUGACCGCUUUUGAGAACGAGGAUGAGAUGAAGGAUCAAUGCAUACAGUUCCAGGAACUGAUGCACUCAGACUACACCGCGGGCCACAACCUCAACGACCCCGACGCAGACGACCACGACGGCGGCGAGAUACCCCUAAAUGACGAAUCUUUCGUCGACAAGGCCGGCCAGACAGUCAUCACCGUUCCCGACGAGUCGAUACCAACCCGCGGGACGUACACAGAGAGCGCGUCGAGUCCGAUACCUAAACAACCCAAGCGACGCCCCUCGACAAGAGUGAGCGAAGGCGCACCGGCGGCGGGCUCAAAUAAGAAGCGAAAGGGUGCGGAUGGAGGAUCGAGAGGGGCGUCGGCGGCGGAUUCGGGCCCGCCUUCGCCGACGCAGCAGCCGAGGAAACGGCGGCGAAAGAGUCGGGCGAAUGUGCUUUCGGAUGAGGAUUGGGAGUGA